CAGUUGUCAGCGACGCAGGGACGGUGAUAAAAUGUGCUAGUUUUCGGCGAAUUUGGGCAAAAAUGGGCAAUCACCAUGGACACGGGGCUCACAAAUCCGGGGACUCGUCGCCCAGCUCCGGGCUGUCUUCCAACAACGGCUCCAGGAAAAGUAUUUCGCGUACCACUUCUGGCAAUGACAUCAAAGAUAACCAAUCUACGGUUAUGCAGCCAGUGGAGAAGCUUGCCAAGAUUUUAACGGAGAGAUCUCAAAAAUCCGAAGGAGUUAACGGAAUUACACUCGCCGUGUUUCAAAAAUGCCUGUUCCCAAGGUACCAAGUAUUCGCUGAGAGACUCUACAAAUACAUGCUGAGUAGUUCUAAAGCCAAAACAAGCUACAUAGGCACGACAGCUUUCAAACAGCAAUGCGAAAAAUACUUGGGCAUACUGGACGACGACCAAAUUAGGGAAUUGUUGGUUAAAAUGUUCUCAGAUGCAGAUGACAACAUCGCAAUUGAUUCUUUUCGGUCUUUGCUGAUGUGCGCAUACCACAUAUCCAUGGAUCACUAUUCCGAAGGGCCUCAAAUGUGCUUUUCCAUCAACAAAACCCUAACAAGCGUCGUGGAAAGCUGCUAUCACGGCAAAAAAUCCUUAAUGAACAAGUACGUCGCCUCCUGGAUAGGUUUAAACAUACCGAGGUUGCUUUUUCCCUUGCACAGAUUCGCUGUGCAUUCGCUGGCCACCUCGUGGCGGAAUUUGGAACAAGAAGAACCCUCAUUGGCUGCCGACGAACAAUGCGGAAAACAUUCAGGUUUGGAACUGGCCACCCCCGUACUGGAGCAACCGCCCCCCUUUUCGCAGGACAAAGUGCAUCGCCACCUGUUGCACAUGAGCAUGUCCUGGCUUUUGGCGGGAGCCCUGCCCCCCAUAUAUUCCAGGCCCAUGAAGGCCCACUCGCCGCACAACAGUGGCGUAGGCCUUGCCAGCGCCAACUUCCUAUCGAAACUACUCUGCGCCGUGCCGUCGCAUUGGACCCUACUCUACGAUUCCGACGAUAACGGUCUAGGUACGAACCGAUUUCUGCACCACGUGCUAAACUACCGCGGCGCCACGCUGUGCCUUAUCAAAGUAGACGGUGGCGGUCUUUUCUGCGUCGCAUCUCCCUGCGAAUGGAAGGAGUCGAACCACUACUGGGGGGGUGAAGAGUCCGCAGUCCUUCAGCUGUUUCCCAAAUUUGCGUUGUUGGAGAAGGGAUCCAAAAUGUUGUACUUGAAUACAACUGUUAGGGGUUACCCUCUCGGGUUAAGGGCCGGUAAGGACCCUAGGGCGCCCAUAGUCAACAUUGACUCCGGUUUCGAGAAGAUGGAGUUCCAGAAGAUUCCCUACCACCUGGAAACGGUGGAGGUGUGGGGUUGCGGCGAUCAAGUGAGCCGUGAACGCCAACUUGAGGUGAAAAAGUGGGAGUUUAAAGAAGCGGAGCGGCAACGCUGCGUCAAGUUGAACCCCGCCGAUUGGCUGGACCAUCCCGAUCGCUACUUGCUGGAACUGGCAGGUCGCCCUCAGUACCACACGAGCGCGAACUAACUAACAAUAUAGAAAACUAGAACAGCACAACAGGUAUGUGCCAUUCAAAAAAAAAAUAUAUUUUGUUUUAUUUUUCACGUCGAAUAUUCGGUCAAAAUAUUUUAUAUCUGUAUUUUGAUCAAUUUACCUCGUUUCUCAUUGGUUGGACGAAAAAAGUUUUAAAACAAAAUUUGGAACAUAUUUCUUCCCAGGCAAAACUUUCUGUAUUUAGUCCCUUAAAAGAUAGAAGCUGUCUAAGCGCCAAAUUAGUUUUUUUAUAUUUUGACCCUCUAAAAUUGAUCAAAACUAAAACUGCCAAAUAAAAAAGUUGUAGAUCUCGAAAAUAUCCACAAAAAAUAUAUAAGGUUUUAAACCAUUUGGACAACCGUUUUCGAGUUACAGCGGCCAAAAGUUAAUCACAAAAUAUAACUUUAGCGCCCUCUAUCUUCUUAACAACUGAACACAGAAAGUUUUGCCUGUAAACAAAAAUGUUGAACAAUUAAAGCCCUCCAUUUUUUGUCCCAACACUUUUUUUCUCCGACCAAUAGAAAACGAGAUAAAGCGCCUGAAGUUAUUGAACAAAAAACAUACGGGUAAGUUUAAACAUUAAAUGAAAAAUUAACGUUAUUAAAGCCACUUUGGUUUCCAACAAAAACAAAAAAACCCACAACUAUUUUUUUGUUUUGAAUGGCAUAUCAUAUUUUUACAAUUUUUGGUGUUUUUAUUUAUAAUGAAAAAAAACAGUUUCAGUGUAUUUUUUGUGGUAUCAUUUUGACUAAUUUAGUGUAAUUUUUUACAUUCCAAAAUUCGGCUUCUUGUAUUUCUAACCCACUACUUAAUAACGAAAACGAUACGUAUUAAUAUUUACUUAACAUUUUUUACAUUUACGUUGAAAAAACGUAGUUGUACUUAAACUAAGUUAAAAAAACGGCGCUUAUUCUGAAUAAUCAUAUUUUAUAAUUACAUUAAUAGUGUGCCAUGUAGAGCUGUCAAAUUGACAUUUGAGGUUAGUGCGCCUGUCACUUUUGACAGUAUUUAUAACCGCACAAUCAAAGUACAAAUUUGUGCUUUUUGGUGUGUUAAAAAACUGUAUGCACCUUGUUAAGAACACGAAAUUUUCUUACUUAGUAUUUAUACAGGGGGUUAAUUAAAUUUUGUUGCCCUAUUAUAGCCAUUCAAGUAAUUCGUGAACGCUUUUUGUGCCUUUUUAAAAAUAUAAUAAUGAUAAUUAGCUCAAUUUUAACGGAAAUAUAGUUAAUAAUGUUAAAUAAAAUUUUUCUGAAACAGUAUAAUAAAAUUGUGAAUAUUUAUAUCUUAUUGUUAGCCGAUAGUCGCCAUUUUUAUUUUUGUUUGUUAAUUGUUCAAAAAUUUAUCACCCCCACUUACUUAAUUCAUUGAAUUGUUACAGGGUUUCAUAUAGUUUUAAACUCAUUGUAUUGAAUUGAAUCAUUGAUAUUAUUUAUUUAUUUAAAUUCGCUGUAGGUACACAUACAUAAAAUUAUUUUUGUACAAAUUAUUCAAAUACAAAUCGAUACAAACCAAACC
Brassicogethes aeneus is the source of this 3086-nucleotide messenger RNA. NCBI's taxonomy places the organism in Eukaryota, Metazoa, Arthropoda, Insecta, Coleoptera, Nitidulidae. The record is from the annotation of a GenBank genome assembly.